CCACUAGCUCGAUCACUCCUCUGAAUUUGUUGUGUAUCGAGUGACGCUCAAUCGGCCUUUCGGCUUCGCCACAGUCACUAUCUCCCACCUCAGCGUAACCCUCGAUCUGCCCCGGUCUCUGACGCGAUAACACCACAUCCCUGAGAUUCACCGGCGUCGCGCGCAUUACCCCCGCACAGUCCGCCAUGAAUCGUUUCCGCAAGAGCAAAAAGGACAAGGUGAAGGAGGAGGUGAUAGAAGUCCCUGAGAGCAGCUCAGUAGGACUCGGCUCCAAGCUGUCAUGGAAAUCUAAGAAGGAGGAGCCCGAGGAGAAAUCGGAUUUCGAUCUCUCCUCAGCCUUACCAUCGACCGACGACUUCCGCACCAGUCUUUUGAUGCCAAAAUUGUCCGCACGGUUCAGCAUGUUAAGAGAGCAGGAUGAUCCGGAUUCCAUUAUCGGCAAAGCAAGUGACGACAGUGUCUUAUUCCCCAAGCGUGCCUCGCGACUGAAUCUUUUCGGUCACAACCCCGGCUUCCUGGCUGAUAUAGAUGAGGUCUCAAUCGAUGGUCGAUCGAUAGCCCCAGGGCGUGCCCAAUCAAUAGUGUCGGAGGAUAAUUCCUGUGGGAUUGAUGAGGACCCCUCACAGAAAGAAAGUAUUAUGAGCAGAGGUCGCCGAGUGGAAAGCAAUAACUUGUUUGGCGGACGGCAGAAGGUAUACAAGAUCUCAUCGAAGUCAACAUUGGGUGCUUCCGACUCUGGGCGUUCACAGAUGAGCAGCCGUGCGCUCUAUGAACCUGACUUGACAACGUCUGCUUUUCACUCUCCCGAUGCCAAAGAAGGCGUCGAAUCGAUGGCGGAGGAUUUGCCACAAGGAAGUCCUUCCCACGAGAUGGAAGACGCACUUUCCCGGGUCUCCUCCGCCAAACGCACCACCCUUUCUUCCACUGCAUCCGGUCCUAUUGCGAAUGCUCGCACAUCAACAGCUGCUACGUCGAUAGAUGAGCAGUCAUUAUCGGGAACUUCGCCGCAGACGUCAGCCAGCGAGGGUCUGUUCUCUGCACCAAAGUCAACCAUGCCGGGAAUGGCAGCUGAACGUGGUUCAAUCAAGUCGAGGCGUCUAUACGGGCAAGGGUUGGCGCAGAGUGCACAAAAUCAACAAGCAUCUACCCUCCAGCGCCUAGAGAGCCUGAGUCGUCAGAGAGCAGGAACUCCCGAGCACGCGCCACUCAACCGGGCUUUCUCCAAAAGCGCCACAAAUCUCCGUGAUAGAAUGCAACCCCUGACGAUCACCGAACCCCUUCCCAGUAACCCCAGUCCGACCCAGCCCACGAGCCCCGAAUCUUUGUUUCCAUCUUCAGAGGAGGCGCUAAACAUUGCCGCCAAGGGACUCAAAGGCCCUGCAAGCACCACGUACAGUGUUCCUCCGCUGAGUCCCCCUUUCAGUGAAAAUGAAGAGGGAGGAGCCCUGGUGGCUGCUCUCCGACCGGAGGACCAUGGUAAGGCUACGGCUUCAGGCCUGUUCAAUAAGCCGAAGACCACUUUCGAUGAAAGUCAGUUCAAACAACGCCAGCUACAGAUGCACCAAGGGAGGAGCACACCGCCUUUGGCUAGGCCCCUUCCACCGCCCGCGAGAACCAAACUGCCUGAGCUUCCUGGACGCGCGCGGGGUUUUUCGAAUGCAAGCUACACGUCGAGGCCUGGCUCAGCAUCUUCGCACUACAGUGAAGCUCAACGCCCCGGUAGCCGGUCCGCCACGAACGCUUCCCCUCCGAAGACCACCGGCGUCACUUUCUUUGCCAACUCGAGCCAAAGUGACUCGGAGGAUGAAGGCCGCGCCUCGCGUUUGCGCGACACAGUGUACACUACAGACGAACUGCACCCUGCACUGCGACCGGAAACCCCUUCCAAGCCCUCGACGCCCUCGAGUGAACACCGAAGCCCUCUGCCUGAAGUGCGGUACUCCGAUUUGGGAGAUUUGAAGCCGAUUGCGGAGCAUGAUCUUGUUGAGAACAAGUCUAGUAGCGGUCAGGAUCCUCCAGAGAAGCCGGACUCCCCUACGCUGGGACCCUCAGGUCUGGGCUUGAGUGGCUUGGUUCGCGCACACCUUCGACAGGACAGCGACCGUUCGUCGAUUUACCCUCCUCCUUCUCCUGGUCUUCCCGCUAGGCCUGCAGACACGAAUGCAGUAGCGGAUACCAGUGCGCAAUAUCUAAAAAGUGCCCCCUAUAGCUCAAAUUGGCAGGAUGAGCUCGUCUCCAGACAUAGGCGCGAAGCAAGUACCGAGACACAAAUUGAGCGCGAAGAGUUCGCCAACGAGCUAGCGGAGAGACGGAGAAAGGUGCAGGAAAAAUUGAAGGGCUUUGCGGAGGUGGAGAGCAGAUCAGCUAGUCCUGUUUCUGGCCGCCAAACUCCAGACUUCACUCCGAGCAAACCGGGAAACGCAUUCUCUUUUCUGAAGAACAAAUCAGGGAAGCAACAUCUCUUCAGCAAACAGGAUCUGAAGGGUGCUAAAGGCUUGGGAUAUGCAAACGCCUCUACUCCGGCUCUGGUGUCGGAUGACCCUUGGCGGGAGGAGGAAGAAAGGCCGGCCCUGCCUUUCGCAAAGCAUGCUAAUUCUAGCACCCCCCACAUUGCAGGCGAGAGGUCCUUCCGUUCCAAAAUGUCCGUCUUCGGUCGCAGCAGUCAGGAAGACUCUCGUGAGUCCAGCCGGAGCCGCGGUGCAUCUCCACACUCCAGCUUUAGAUCACGCCGAGAUCGCUCCACGUCUGACGCAUCGGGUCGCUCGAAAAGUCGCUCGCGGCGAGACCGAGAUGGCCUAGAGACAUUGGAAGAAGUUGGGCACGGUACUCACCACCCAAUGGCCUAUCCUGAUCAUGAUCAGUAUGGCAUCCACUCCGUCAGUUCCUCUGGCCGCCCCUCAGUCGAAGCCACCGAGUCUGCCAUGUAUGAGCGCUGCUCGUCCGCUGCUUCAACUAGGCACCGUAGUGGAAGCCGCUCAGCUGUCUCGAGCUUCCACGAUCGUCCUUCCUACUUUUCGACGAACAGUUCAUCCCUGAUUGGUGCCGCUCCUCGUCCCUCCCCCAUUGCACCUUAUUCCGCCAACGCCACACCACCCUUGGAUCUUGGUUCUGAGAACGGUUCCCCUCUGGUGCCUGCUAUUAGUAAUAACCACCAACCUUAUCACGCUCUCAAUCGUGCACCGGGUAACAAUGGCCUUACAAAGCGGGCAAUCAACAAGACCCUUAUCUCUGAGCCUACAUUGGUUUCCUGCACAUCAAACGUACCGACGGUCGGUCUUCCUCCUGGCGCCAGCCUGAGUAAUGGAAUGGAUACACCACCAAUUCCGCCGAUGAAUCCACGACGUCGUCGUCAGACCACCACGCAGACUAUUCUGGGAGCACUCAAAGGUGAGAGACAUGAGUCUCAGUACACACCUUCGAUCGACUCGGCUAUGGAGGAGACAAGCAAUUUCUCCGACGACGGCGAAAAGCGCCCGAAGUCUCGAGCCAGGCUUCGCAAAUCCUCUAGCGAGGGAGGCAACUUGAACGCGAAGGCCCGUCACCAGCUGCUUGCUGACGCACAUCCGCCUGCUGUUCCUACCUACCCACCACCCCAAAUUCCUCUGGAUGGAGGAAUGUUUUGAAAUCCUUAAACCCCAUGUUGAACACCCGAGAAACUUCCAUUCCCUUCAAUACCUUCUCAACUCACUUCUUUCCCGACUACGAUGUAUUAUUGACGUUCUGGCUUAGCCUUCUGCAUCUUGAUGUUGGAUACCUCUCCUUAGCAAUUCCGGUUUUGCAUCCAUCAUGAUAUACCAACAGCGUUACGUUGAGCGGAGCAUUAUUACUUUCCUU
This is a messenger RNA of Aspergillus japonicus CBS 114.51, 3834 nucleotides long. RefSeq lists its product as uncharacterized. Bases 186 to 3623 code for a protein of 1145 amino acids. NCBI's taxonomy places the organism in Eukaryota, Fungi, Ascomycota, Eurotiomycetes, Eurotiales, Aspergillaceae. The transcript is spliced from 2 exons. The record is from RefSeq and is a predicted model, not a curated record.